AUGAAUUAAGAUGUUAAUAAUGUUGCAUACGGCUAAGGUUAUUUGAUCAAUAGCAAAAAUGAGUAAGUUAUCCAAAUAAACAAAACCUAUGAUUCCUUUGUUCAAUAUGAAUAAGCUAGAAGUGAAACGCAAAAGAGAACUUAAAUUUAAGAUCCAACCAUAUGCAAACUUGUGAAGUUUACUACGAGUGAGUAGAAAUCGUUUUGUGGUCAACUCUUCGGAAUAUCAUUGUAAUAUUAAUAUACCGAAAAAUGUGUUGGAGAGAUGAAGAAACUCAGCCAGUUCGAUUGUCUACAGAUAAUUAGAGAUGUAACACAGGCUUUGUUGAUUUUCAUAUCAAAGAGAAUAAGACAUGGUCAGUUGAGUCCUUAAACAAUAUUGGCAACCUAAAAUAAUAGAUACUAAUUAACAGAUAUUCGAUUUAUAACUGACAUGUAUGAAUACAAGAUGCAGUUAAUUGGAUUUACAAAUUAAUGUUAUCUGGCUCCAUUUCUAGUCUACGAAUUGGGAAAGAGGACGAUGAAUCCUAUAUACAAUUAUGAGAAAUCAGAAGUUUUUUCUUUAGGUUUGGUAAUCCUGGAAUUAGCACUUUAAUAAUCUGUCUAAUCAGUUUAUGAUUUAUCCAAAUUCCAAGUCUCAUAAGAUGUAAUCAAUACCUAUUUGAGAGUGUUGUCACAGCAAUUUUAGCCUUCAUUUGUCGAUCUAUUAGCAAAGAUGCUCCAAGUAGAUGAAGAAUAAAGAAUCGAUCUAUAUUAAUUAGAAAAAGUGUUGGGUCAAAAGCAGAAUUUAAAUACGACAAUGAAUUCAUUAGGUACUCGGACUCAAAUGGACAAGGUUGUAAACAGCACAAGCCUAAACAAUAAAUAUCAAACAAAGAGUCCUUCUCCAUCCUAGAACAAUGUCAAUAAAUAACAUACCUAUCAUAUUUAAAAUUCCUAUACUUCAAACAACUACAGCACCACACAUUUAGAUAGAAAUCAAUAAAAAACGCCUCAAACUCAAAUGACUUUUUAUGUUCCACAGAGACAAUAAUAUAAUACUUAAUCAAAUUACCAUUCAAAAGCUCCUACUCAGUUGAAUUCAUCCCAGUUCUAUGAGAGAUCUAGAAAACAAAGUCCUGAAACUGCGGACUCCUAUCAUUUUAGUGAUAACAGACGAAUCAAAACAGAAUACGACUAUCAAAUUUCCCAUAAUAUUCAUUAACAUAGCUCAAAUAGCUUCAUUUCUCCUGAAAGGAAGUAAGAUGCUCAAUUAGAUUAACUAUUUAAUUAAUUUGGAGAGAAAUUGUAAAAGGUUAAAUAAAAAAUCCAUCAUCUUAGAAUAAAUACUCCUACAUCUUAGAGUCAAUCAUACAUUAAUCAAUCUUAUCAUUCAUAAUUUAUGGAAUCUGUGGAUGAAUUUCCAACUUUCAAACCAGAUUAAUUGCCAGACAAAAUUGAUGUUGCCAUGGAUCAAGGGUAAUUUUAGAGGGAGUUUCAUAAUUUUUAAUCCAAGAAUUAUAAUUUUAGAGCAUUGGAAAGGCCAAAUUAUAAUCCAAAUUCAUAUUAUGACGACAUGCAAGGAGAUGCUACAUUACCAACUUCAGGAACCAUUCAUAUGCACAGUAGUGGACCAGCCACGCUUAGUGAUUUUUUUUUGAAAAAAAAAUGA
Messenger RNA from Paramecium tetraurelia, 1650 nucleotides. RefSeq lists its product as uncharacterized. The record is from RefSeq and is a predicted model, not a curated record. Gene Ontology annotation, molecular function: protein kinase activity; ATP binding. Lineage: Eukaryota; Ciliophora; Oligohymenophorea; Peniculida; Parameciidae. The transcript has 2 exons. Gene Ontology annotation, biological process: protein phosphorylation.